This is a messenger RNA of Dalotia coriaria, 4535 nucleotides long. It is a transcript of the gene olf413, whose product is annotated as DBH like monooxygenase olf413. The transcript is spliced from 8 exons. Lineage: Eukaryota; Metazoa; Arthropoda; Insecta; Coleoptera; Staphylinidae. Gene Ontology annotation, biological process: norepinephrine biosynthetic process; dopamine catabolic process; octopamine biosynthetic process. The coding region runs from base 668 to 2698 and encodes 676 amino acids. Gene Ontology annotation, molecular function: copper ion binding; dopamine beta-monooxygenase activity. The record is from RefSeq and is a predicted model, not a curated record. Gene Ontology annotation, cellular component: secretory granule membrane.
ACCGCGAACCAUCAGUCCGCCAGUUCGUCUCUUUCGAAUCGCAAACCACGCGAAUCUGCACGACUACAAUACGCCAACCGCGCGAAUAUCAUACGCCAAUUGCGCGAGAAGACUUGCGUACAAUUUUGAAAACUUUUCAACACUUUUCCGGGCUUCAAGAUGAACAAAUUUUGAUCCUGACGUGUGCGUCUUUGGUGGCAGUGUGUUGUUGAUGUUGUUGUUGUUGAUUUAAAAGCGUUCCUGUGUUCGGCGCUGUUAUUCCGUGACAAAACCGCGGUGCUCUCCUGUCUGUCUGUCCGCAUUGUCCUCGGCGUAAUUGUGUUGUGUCUCGGCGUUUAUUAUCUCCCGAACUAAACAGCUCGCGACGACAAUACGACGCCGGAGUGCGUCGAGUGAGCGAGUGUCCCUGUCGCGCGACGCCUCUCGCUGUGUGUAACUGCAAACUAAUAUCGGCGGAGAGCAAGCAGCAGAGCGUCUUAAGACAAACUCGGCUGGAGAACACUUUGUUCAUAGGAUUAAUAGUCCAUAGUGUGAGAGGAGCCUUCUCUCUUCUCCUGCGUCUCGUAGUGAUUGUGAUUGGUGGUUAAGACACUAAGUGAUUUGAGAAAUAAUGUUGGAAUAGUGUGAAGCGUCUUGCCAGUCGUGUGAAUCGAAAGCAAAAGUUAAGAUGGCGUCGCUAGUGCUAUCAGUGUUGUGCGCGUGCGCGUUGCUUUGCGGCUGCGUGCAGGGGGCGCGCUGGUCACACUCGGCCAUGCUGUCGCCCGAUUACCGCCUGCUGUGGUCGCUCGGCCCCAGCCCGCAGGACAUCACGUUCGAGCUGCAGGUGCGCACGCUCGGCUAUGUCGGCUUUGGUUUCUCCAAGGACGGCCGCAUGGCCGGCGCCGACAUGAUCAUCGGAUGGGUUGACCAAGGACAAGUCUAUUUCCAAGAUCGACACGUCAAAGGUUCGUCUGGUAAUCAAAUCGAUCGAGAACCAGAGGUGGAUCCCAGCCAGGACUAUCAACUUCUCCUGGGCUACGAGAACAGCACGCAUACAGUGCUGAGGUUCCGUCGACGGUUGGAUACGUGCGACAAUCACGAUAUCGCCAUCACUAAUGAUACGAUGCGGAUUGUCUGGGCCUUCCACACUAAGGAACCUGUCGGCGGAGCGGUUGGGCCGGGGUCUUUACCUCAGCACGACGUCGAGUCACGCGGUACGCAAUCGUUGUAUCUGGUGCAACGUGCUGAUCAAGAUGCUCCCGGCCCGGAGGAGACCGCCCGUAUCUGGGAGCUGCGCAAUCCGAGCGUGGAACCUCCCACUCCGGGAGAUACGCUCUACUGGUGUCGCGUUUUCCGCCUUCCAACAUUGACCCGUAAACAUCACCUCAUCAGAUAUGAACCUCUGCAAGGUGUAGUAUCAGGUGCUGGUUGGGGUCUGCAACACCUUGUUCUCUAUGAGUGCCAGGAUAAUCCACAAGUUCAAGCUCUCGCUGAAACCACGGGUCGUCAAUGUUACAAACCCGGUUCUCAACCGCUUGGUUGUCAUACGGUAGUUGCUAGCUGGGCGCGUGGUUCGGAAGGUUUCAGUUUUCCCCCGGAGGCUGGAUAUCCUUUGGAACCUGUUGGUUCGCGUUACUAUCUUCUGGAAACUCACUACGCCGCGCCUACAGACGGAUCAAUCGGUUCUUUAGACGGUACCGGACUUCGUUUAUUCUACACCCCAGAAUUGCGUCGCCAUGACGCCGGUGUUAUUUCCAUUGGAAUGGAUCCUAACUGGCGGCACAUUAUUCCCCCGGGUCAGCAGCGCGUCGUCUCGUCGGGUCACUGCGUGAGCGAAUGCACGCGACAGGCCUUCCAGCCGGCGGGGAUCAACAUGUUCGCUGUGGUCAUGAAAACGCAUCGCAUCGGACGGCAAGUGUCCUUGAGGCACAUCCGCGGCAACGUCGAGCAGGCUCCCAUCGCUGCGGACGAUAACCUGGACGCCGACUAUCAAGAAUACAGACGAUUAGGAACGCCGGCGAAAAUCCUACCGGGUGAUCAUCUUAUCGCCGAGUGCACGUACAACAGCUCCAGUCGGGCGGCCAUCACGCUCGGUGGGCUCACCAGUCGGGAGGAAACGUGCCUCGUUAUGGGGCUGUACUACCCCAAACAAAAAGAACUCACGAGUUGUCACAGUCUCCCUAGUUUACCUACUGUGUUGCAUUCGUUGGGGAUCCAAGAGCUUACACCGGGUUCGAACCCAGUUAGAAUUGCGGCUCCACCAGAACUUGCUGGGAUGACCCUGGAGUCUCGUUUAGUGUCCUACGAUUGGGACAAUCAGUUCCAUAGCUUUCAAGAUGCCACAAUGAAAGGGUCCUUCAAACCAUUGUGUUGGACAGCAUACAGUACUCUUCUACCUGGUACGGACACUCUUGAUUCACAUUAUCCCAACAUCACACGUCCAUUCAUCAAACCCGGUGUAGACCAGUGCAACUAUCGACGAUACAGCACCGAAGGAUGGCCAGGUGGCACACCAAUUCUUGAGUUGGACAACAAUCACAUCGAGGGUGCCGCCCGCAGCAAGGUUUCACGCAGCAGCAGCCCCGCAUCAGCCGAAGAAUCGCUUGGUCUCAGCCGGUUCAACUCAGCGACGGCGUCCGCAAGCCCUGCAGCCUCCACACAUAUCCACCUGAGCAUCGCGCUCGUCACACUUCUUCUUCUGCGAUUUUACCAUCAUUGAAUAAAUAUGUGCUCGCGCGAACAGUCACAGUGCGUGUUAACAUAGUGAAAGAAUAAAGUCGCUAAGAAGAUAUCAGACUGACUAUAAACUAGAAUGCGAAUCGAAUCGAGUCAAAGUGUUGUUAAGUUAAUUGUUGGAACGUGUGGGGCCCUUGCUGUGAAGAUAAUCAAGAAACUAGGAAGAAUGAUUUCGACCGAUCAACAGUGUACAGUGUAAAAUAUUUAAUGAACGAUUGGACGGGAAACUCUUGUAAAGAGCUUUCAACGUUUAAGCAGAAAUGUGCAAACAGUGAUACGAUUUUUACUGCAAACUCUGAUGGAGAUUAAUUUAUCAUUGAUUGAGAAGAUUAAAGAUGGAAUGCAGCGGUGUGUAUAGAAAUGUAAUUUAAUAAACGUGACGGCCAAUCUUCGAAAUGCGAGUUUUGGAAUUUGUGCCGUCAUGCUAGUCCGUUUCGGCGGCCCGAACGCAACUCGGGACUACAUCGGAGACUGCCCGUUGACGUAAUAACCACGAUACUAUAAAUUAGACGAGAAAUGAUUACAGAAACAAAGAAACUAAACGUAAUAGAACCAAUAAACGCCAUUUUUCGCGCCGCCGUCUGGAGCUGUGAUGCCAGUAGAUUUAUAAGGCACUUAUUAACUAAAAUUUAGUAAAACUAUAAACUGAAGGACUUCGAAGAAUGAAGACAAAUGAAACUAUUGUAAAUUAACUUAUUCUAUUGUCACCUUAUCGAUAUUUUCCGCAGUGUAUAUUGACAUUUGUUCAUGUUUUUCGUUGUUUUCCACCCCGUGCGCGAUUGUUUAAAUGUUAAAAACCGGUUUUACUGUUGUGUAAUUAAGUACGUAUUUAACGAUAUGUAGAUGGAACCCUUUGGAAACGCAUUAAAAAAAAUACCACGCUGACAAAAACAAACAUCGUUACCUAUUAAAUCUAAAUUAAAGCGAAGCUUCAACGUUUUUCCGAAGCUAUUUUGUAAGGUUGUAAUAUCAUUAUAAACGAAAAUGUAUGAAACAAAACGCGAAAUAAAACCCUCCCCUUUGGAUAAAAUAAAAGAUGUGUGUAAUUUGUAAAUUAUACAACAACGCGGACAUGAAUUUCACAUUAACCGAGCUGUGGCGCAUUGGCGUGGCGGGAGUAGGAAAAAAACGCAGCGAAAUGAACGCGCGCGUGGAAAACGUAGAGCAAUACGAGCCGGAGUAAAAAUGAAAUGUGAAUUUCAUGUUCGUCGCGCCGCAUUGUAUAAUAAUGUAAAAUCGCUCUCCCCCCAUUUGUGUAUAAAGUAUUUAUAGGUCUCGAGACUGGUGCUAUAUAAGUUUAAAUAAUUCAUUUCCCUUUCGUGUACAAUUCGAAGCGUUUUUCCGCGCCGCGGUGGCCGGGCUUUGCUUUCAUUUAUUCAAAAACCACCGUUCGAAAUCACUGUUGGCCUCGCGUUUGUUACGUCUCUAUAAUUGCUCCCGCGUUUCUAUUAAAGCCCCCUCACAACUCUAUUUCUAUAAUAUUUCUGCGAUUCUCACUGAAUUUCCGUGUUGUUUGAAUGACUACUAUGUAUAAUGAUGCAAUUAUUUAUUUAACUAAUUGUUAGCUGAAAAAACCAAGGGAGAAUGCAACUCACACUUAUACACACGCCACAUACACUAACAAGAGAGAAGAAUAAGGGUUGGAUACGAAAGAAAAACUAAAUUAAACGAAACGUAUUGAAUGAAAUGUGCAACACGAAACAAAGAACUAUUAAAUGAGUAUAUAUAAAAUUGAAUAUAAAAUCUUGUACAGUGUAGAUAUCUCUUGUGUAAUAUAUUUUAUAAAAUAAAUAUCGGUAAACAUCUAGACAACAUUUAAA